Arthroderma uncinatum is the source of this 1608-nucleotide messenger RNA. Its product is annotated as prenylcysteine oxidase. The record is from RefSeq and is a predicted model, not a curated record. The transcript has 2 exons. Gene Ontology annotation, molecular function: prenylcysteine oxidase activity. Lineage: Eukaryota; Fungi; Ascomycota; Eurotiomycetes; Onygenales; Arthrodermataceae. Gene Ontology annotation, biological process: prenylcysteine catabolic process; prenylated protein catabolic process. Bases 1 to 1608 code for a protein of 535 amino acids.
AUGCAUAUCAUCCGAUCUACCCUCGUUUUCUAUGUUCUACUGUUGUCGGGCUUCGUGGUGUCCCAGGACGCCCAACGGCCAUUGGGAACAGAGCUGCCUGCGUCUCCGAAGGCCCCGAAAAGAGUUGCAGUAAUAGGUGCUGGGUCCGGUGGUUCGUCUGCUGCUUACUAUCUCCGAACUUACGCCGAUUACUUUUCCGUUCCUAUAAACAUUACAAUAUUCGAGCGAUCGCCCCAUGUCGGCGGACGAUCAACUACAGUUAAUGUUUUCGAUGACCCAUCCCUGCCCAUCGAGCUGGGGGCAUCGAUAUUCGUCGAGGCCAAUAAAAACCUCAUGAAAGCUGCAAAGACUUUCGGCCUUACUAUCCAGGGCGCUGGAGAUGGUCGACCCAAAGAAGCAACAGACAGCGUGGGUGUAUGGGAUGGAACUAAAUUCGUCUUCCAGCAGAGAGAAGGAAACUACAGAUGGUGGAAUAUCUUGCAGCUGCUCUGGCGGUAUGGAUGGGCUCCAAUGCGAACGCAGGAUUUGAUGAAGUCCACGAUCGACAAGUUCCUGAAAUUAUACCAAUACCCGCUCUUCCCAUGGAAGUCGCUAUCUGAAGCUGCACGGAGUAGCGGGCUGAUCGAGUCAACCUGGGCUACCGGGGCAGAGUUUUUGAAAGCAAACCACAUCUCGGAAGCAUUUUCGAGAGAGAUUAUUCAAGCAAGCACUCGUGUGAACUAUGGCCAAAACCUUCCGCUCAUACACGGACUGGAGACCAUGGUGUGCAUGGCCGCGCAGGGAGCAGUUUCAAUCCGGGGAGGGAACUGGCAAAUAUUUCGCGGUAUGGCUGCAGCAUCUAAAGCAGUUUUGAACCUUGAAACCGAGGUUACAAACGUGAAGAGACGAGAGGACAACGCCUAUGCCGUUUCUUAUGUUACGAAAACUAACACGACGGAGCAAGAAGCGUUCGACCACGUCGUCCUUGCAGCACCGCUUCAGUUCUCAGGCAUUAAGCUUGGGCCUACUAUCAAUAACCGCCCAGAUGAGAUCCCCUACGUCAAGUUAUACGUGACCCUAUUCUCCUCGCCUCACAAACUGUCCCCGAAAUACUUCAACCUCCCACCCAACGCCCUGGUACCCGAGACCGUUCUCACCACCUUACCCAAGGGACUUGACUUGGGACAUCGCCGUGAUGGGGUUGGCCCUACCGGAUUCUGGAGUAUAAGCACUCUGCAAAAGGUACGGCCACCGGUGAAACAACGGGUCAACGUUCCAGAUCACUAUGUGUACAAAGUUUUUUCGCCUGAGCCACUGAGCACAGCAUUCCUAUCGGGUAUCCUAGGAAUCAAAGGGCCGGCAAAGGGAUCCAUAUCCGAUUUUUUGCAAUCCGAUAUCAGCUGGAGCCAUGAAAAAUUGUGGCAUUCAUAUCCCGUGCUAUACCCGCGUGUGACGUUUGAAGAAAUCCAGCUAGCUCCAAACCUAUGGUACACGAGUGGGAUAGAGAGUUUGAUUUCAACCAUGGAGACGAGCUCUCUUUCUGGGAUGAACGUUGCUGCGCUGAUGGUUUCCCAGGAGACAGAGGAUUUUAAGCCGAAGAUGAAUAUGUUUGAUUACGGCUUACUGUAG